GUCUGAUACUGAUGUUAUUACUGCAGUGUUUGGGAGCUUUCAAGUUUGUGUUAAUGGAGGAAUGAACAGGAAAGACAUCGCUUUGCAUAGAUCUGUAAAUCUUUUAUUUACCAGCCUGAGAUGGAUGCCAGUCCCCCAUCCCUGGUCCCACAGCCCCCACCUGUGCCCCUCCCCCUCCCCCUCCCCCUCCCCCUCAGCCGGGCAGGUCCCAGUUGAAUGUGGGUAGUGCCUUCGUAGCUUCUACUGCCAUGCGGGAGGAGAAAAUGAAAAGUGAAACAUCUGCAUCUGGCGACUUCUUCUCCCGAUCCUCCGAUGGCAUCUCUUCGGUUGGCGGGACAUCGUCUGAAGAAGCCGAAAAAGCAGAGCAAGAAAUAAACUUCAAAGAACAGGAAGAGAGGGCUAAGGCUGGAGACUCAAAGGCCCAGGCUGUGGUUGGCAAGUAUUACUUGCAGUUAGCAGAGCAGCAGGAUGAGGAGUUGAACAAUUGCAAUGCAGUGAGCUGGCUGCUUCCAGCAGCAAAGCAAGGCCGGGGAGAGGCUGUUCAGCUGUUACGAGCAUGCUUGGCUGAAAGAAAAGGCAUCACCACAGAGAAUGAAGAGGAAGUAAAGAAGCUGUGUUCAGAGUCUGAGUUUGAACGCACUGUGAGGAAAGCGGCGCUGGUCAUGUACUGGAGGUUGAACCCUGAGAGGAAAAAGAAGGUAGCAGUGUCUGAAAUGCUGGAAAAUGUUGAGCAAGUCAAUGCUGAUGAUGGUGUUGGAGCAGCUAAACCAGAGCCUGUACCGUCAUCUCUCCAGAAGCAGAGAAGAGUCCUGGAGCGGCUUGUUAGUAGUGAAUCCAGCAAGUAUGUUGCUCUAGAGGAUUUUGUCGAUAUUACUAAAAAAUAUGCAAUGGGCAUUAUCCCACCAAACCUGUUCACAAGCAGCAAUGACAAAGACGACGAACUUGCAGGGAAGAAUCCUGAAGACCUGCCCCUAAGGCAGAAGAUUGUGAAAUAUCCACUUCAUGCCAUAAUGGAGGUGAAAGAGCAUCUUAUUGACAUAGCUUCCAAGGCUGGCAUGCACUGGCUGAGUACCAUCAUCCCCACCCAUCACAUCAACGCUCUCAUUUUCUUUUUCAUCGUCAGCAAUUUAACCAUUGACUUUUUUGCCUUUGUUAUCCCUCUGGUCAUCUUCUACCUGUCCUUCAUUUCCAUGCUAAUCUGCACUCUGAAGGUCUUCCAGAACAGCAAGGCCUGGGAUAACUUCAGAACGCUGACCGACUUGCUGACCCGCUUCGAACCCAACCUCGACGUUGAGCAGGCUGAGACCAACUUCGGCUGGAACCAUUUGGAACCGUACUUAUAUUUCAUGCUUUCAGUCGUCUUUGUGAUAUUUUCUUUCCCCAUUGCCAACAAAGAAUGGAUCCCCUGCUCAGAGCUUGCCACCAUUGCCGUCUUCUUCACACUUGCAAGUUAUAUGAGUCUGAGCUCUUUCGUGGAAACCUACACGAGAAGAGCUCUGCUGAUAGAAGUGGCCUCCUCUGUGUGUGCCAUGAGCAGAAACCUUCCAGAAAGCUGGGCUUUCCUCCAGUUCUUUGGAAAAACCUUUGUGUCCAUUCCUUUAGGCAAUUUCAUUGUUCUAAAACUGAGCAUCCCAUGCUUGCUUUACAUGUACCUCUUCUACCUGUUCUUCAGAAUGGCCCAGCCAAGGCAGUUUAAAGGCAUCUAUUGUUUCCUGGUUCCCUAUAUGGUGUGCUUCAUGUGGUGUGAGUUUUCUGUGGUGCUGCUGCAGAAUUCCACCGGCAUUGGCCUCAUCCGCGCCUCCAUUGGGUAUUUCCUUUUCUUGUUUGCGCUGCCGAUCCUGAUUCUGGGGUUUGCCGUCAUGUUUGUUAUCCAGUUUAUUAAAUGGUUUACCUCCCUGGAGUUUAUCAAGAUAGUUGUGACCUUGGCUCUGUGUGCCAUUCCCAUUUUUUUCCACCUGUGGACAAAGGCCAGAAUUUCCGUGGUAGACGUGGUCAAAUCCCUGACCAGAAGUUCCAUCGUUAAACUUAUUCUGGUGUGGGUCUCUGCUGUCAUGUUGUUCUGUUGGAUCUACGUGUAUAGGUCUGAAGGGAUGAAAGUAUACAACUCCACCUUGACCUGGCAGCAGUAUGGUUUCCUGUGUGGGCCAAAUGCUUGGAAGGAUGCCAACAUGGCACGCACUCAGAUUCUGUGCAGCCAUCUGGAGGGUCACAGAGUUACCUGGACUGGGAGGUUUAAGUAUGUGCGAGUUACAGAGAUCGAGAACAGUGCUGAAUCCACCAUCAACCUGCUGCCCCUUAUCGUCGGAGAUUGGAUGAGGUGCCUGUACGGUGAAAUCUAUCCAGCAUGUGACCCCCAGAAUGUUACUAUAGAGGAGGAUGAGCUGUGCCAACUCAAGUUCCUUACAAAACACGAGUGCCAUCUGAAAAGGUUUGAUCGCUACAAAUUUGAAAUCACUGUGGGCAUGCCCUAUAAAAAUAAGACUAUAGAGGAGGAUGACGCCACCAAAGACAUAGUCCUGAAGGCCAGCAAUGAGUUUAAGAGAGUGCUGCUGACUCUGGGACACAGAAGCCUUGUGGAGUUCAGCACUGUCCUCGAGGGUCGGCUUGGCAGCAAAUGGCCAGUGUUCGAACUCAAAGCCAUCCGCUGCUUGAACUGCAUGUCCACACUAGUUCCAGUUGGCAGGCAGUUCAAAAUAGAGUACAACUGGAGGAGCACAGUGAAGACUGCAUUAAAAUUUGCGUUUGAUUUCUUCUUUGAUCCUUUCUUAUCUGCAAAAGCAUAGUGUUAUGAUAUGGUAUGCAGAUUUAAGGUACUAGAGUGAGCUAUUUCAGCACCUAUAUAUUUCAAACUACUGUAUAUGUAAGCAAUGUAUUAUUCCUCAACUUUGCAUGGAGUUCAGUCUUACGUUAGCUGUGCCUUGUGUGGGACAUCGGAUUAUUAAAGCAGUUCUUAGUUGCUGUAAUUGGAAUCGAACUGUUAAGAUAAAUUCGGAGAAGAAUAGGAGAGCACAUUCUUUAGUGUGCGUGGUGUUUUGUAUGGUUUUUUUUUUUUUUUUUUUUUUUUUUAAAUACCCACAGUAUUAAUAACAUUUUGUUAUAGCUUUGAGACACUUCGAGACAAUCUUUACUGUAACUAGUACUGCUUUUGGUUUACCAUGCAAUACUACAGAGGGUUGGAGUUUUUUUUGGUGAAAGGUAAAGCGACAGAACUUUACUUCCUGUUGUGACUGAUGUAAAAUAUUCUGAAACUGUAGAACAUAAUUUGUGUGCUUUAUGCAAAUGUUAUAGAAAUAAAGAUUCUAUUGGGCUAACUGUUACUAUCUACAGUAAUAUAGUAAUACAUUUUUUUGUGUGUGUGUGAGGAUGUCAAGACAUAAAGCUUUACACUAAAAAUAGUUUCAUUUUCAGGGGGUUCCCGAGUAGCGCAUCCAGUAAAGGUCGCUCUGCUUGAGUGCAGGAUGCGCCCUAUAGCCUGGACAUCGCCGGUUCAAGUCUG
Messenger RNA from Polyodon spathula (Mississippi paddlefish), 3496 nucleotides. Its product is annotated as wolframin-like. The coding region runs from base 249 to 2783 and encodes 844 amino acids. The record is from RefSeq and is a predicted model, not a curated record. The transcript has 8 exons. Gene Ontology annotation, biological process: calcium ion homeostasis; endoplasmic reticulum unfolded protein response. Lineage: Eukaryota; Metazoa; Chordata; Actinopteri; Acipenseriformes; Polyodontidae. Gene Ontology annotation, cellular component: endoplasmic reticulum; endoplasmic reticulum membrane.